AUGACGCGGAGGGAUUUCCCCGACGGUGUCGCGCGGAUAUCUCUCAAGCGCGCGACGCCGAGCGAGGUGCGACGCGAGAAGGAAGCCUACGAGGCGGCGAAGAAGCGCGAGGAGGCGCUGUCAGAGGGAUUUACGCUCGCGCUUCGGACGUUGGCGAGGAGCGGCGCUCCCGCCGUCGGCCACAACGCGAUGCUCGACGUCGUGUUCACGAUGGACAAGUUCCUCGCGGCGGAGCCCGGGGGUCUCGACGGCACGUAUCGCGGAUUCAAGGCGUCGCUCGCGAGCGCGCUCGCGGGCGCGCUGUACGACACGAAGCUCAUCGCCGCCGGGUUCGCGCCGGUGAUCGCAGCGGUGGCGGGGGAGAGCGGCGCGAGCGUGGACACGGGGUUGGGUCCGCUGUACGAGCGCCUCACGCGCGCGUCCGUGCCGAAGAUGUUAUCCUCCGGGAAUAAUAAUAACGCACAAGCGACGACGGUUAUAGACAUUAAAACGAAAAACGGAAACGGAAACGAAAACGGCAAGGGGAAGGCGAAGGCGGUCGGCGGCGGGAAGAAAAACGAAACCAAAGCCAAAACCAAAACCAAAACCAAAAACGCGCGGGCGGACGCCGCGGGCGCGUGCGCGCCGUUCCGACGGUCCGGCGAGAGCGUCCUGGAUUGGAUCGCGUUCCCCGAGUCGUUCACGCGGUACGACGCCGCGCUCCACGCGAACGCGAGCGGCGACGUCGUCGACGACGACGACGCGACGGACGGCGGCGGCGGGUGCAUGGCGUUCGCGCACGAGGCUGGAUACGACGCGUUCAUGACCGGGGUGUGUUUCCUCACGAUGACCGUCCACGGCCGGGCGCUCGUGGACGCGGACGGGGACGGAUGGAUUUCCAUCUUCCACGGCGACGGCGACGCGGAGGCGGAGGCGGAGGCGGUCGCCGCGAGACCGCCGCUCUCGCGAACGUCCGUCGGGCUCCUCGGGAACGUCCCGUUCGCCGCCGCGGAUGGCGCGGUGCCGACGCAACGCUCAGGCGCGUUCUAUACACUGGUCCCCAUACGACCGCAUCUCUCGCGCAUGCAACUCAUCGGCCCGGACCCGCCGCCGCCGGACCGAAGCGGCGUCUUGUUCCUCACCGACGUCGCGCCGCGGACGUCCGUCGGGACGAUCGCGCAGCGGUUCGCCGCCGCGGGUCUCGCCGUGCCGCUGCAGGUGGUCUUCAUCGGGCGCGGGGUGUGUCGCGUGGUGACGUCGAAGUCCGACGGCGGCGCGGCGGCGGCGCGAGAGAAGCUGCGAGCGAUCGGCCUCGGCGCGGAGAUGCUGACGUUGGAGGAGUACAGGGCGCGGCAGGCGAUGGACAGGGCGACCGCGGCGGCGGCGACCGCGGCGCUCGCCGCCGCGGAGGCGCGCGCGCUCGCGGAGGAGGCCGCGGGCGUCGCCGCCGCCGGCGGCGGCGGCGGCGGCGGCGGCGGCGCGGGGGCGAAGAGGAAGCGAGAGGACGGCGGGGAACGGCGGACGCGCGCGCGCACCGUCGCGGAGUCGUGCGUCGUCAUGUGA
Micromonas pusilla CCMP1545 is the source of this 1542-nucleotide messenger RNA. RefSeq lists its product as uncharacterized. Gene Ontology annotation, molecular function: 3'-5'-RNA exonuclease activity; RNA binding. The coding region runs from base 1 to 1542 and encodes 513 amino acids. Gene Ontology annotation, cellular component: cytoplasm. The transcript is spliced from 2 exons. Lineage: Eukaryota; Viridiplantae; Chlorophyta; Mamiellophyceae; Mamiellales; Mamiellaceae. The record is from RefSeq and is a predicted model, not a curated record.